CAAACACGCUGAGUUUAAGCAGUUUCAUUCAUGAAAACAGCUUGAGUAGUAUUAUUUGACUGUGUAAAAACAUCAAUAUUUUCGAUUUCUGCGAAGGCACCGGUCAUGUCCUCCGAGGGCGACGAGCAGGAACUAGAGCUAUGCCGCGUUUGCGCCAACCCGUUCGAAAUCUGCACCAUGUUCCGGCUGUUUGACGAUGCGGAACUGGCCGACAUCUUCUGGCUGGUGUCCGGCAUCGAGGAUCGUGAUGUCGAUUUCAAGCUUCCGGAAAGCUGCUGCCAGGGCUGUAAGCAACGGCUACAAGAGGUGGCGGAUUUGCGGGACUUGUGCCAGGAGUCGGAUCGAAAGCUGAGAAAAAUUAUAGACGGAAGUGACGCCGGAACUAUUCUUAAGCUGGAAAUACUUCAGCUUUCACAGUCGUGCUGGGAAGAUAGUGGAAUCGUGGCCGGUUCUGAUGAUGAACAAAACGAAAUGGUUCACAUUGAGGAGGAAUUAGAGGAACUCAUUCCAAAUGAAACAAAGCCUGAAUAUAUCGAUAAUGAAAAUGCCGAAGAGUCAAACGUAUUGCUCAAUCUAGAGGAUGAAGUAAUGCGUAUCGAGCCGGAUAAUGAUAACUCAGAACAUGAAACCAUAUUAGAAAAGCCAAAGAGUACAACCAAGAGAAAAGAAUCUGUAUCGCAACCUAAAAAACGUGGUCGAAAACCAAAGCAUCUAGUCUCCGAGCCAAAUAACGAUGGCUUGAAAAAGACAACUAAACGCAAGUUGCCCAAAACAUAUCAAUGUGCUUCGUGUGGUCGUACUUUCAAAUCUUUGCACUCUCUGAAGGAACACGAAACAACUCAUUCGCCAGAAAAAGCCUGGAAAUGCCACAUUUGCCCGAAGGAAUUCGGUCGACGUGAUUACUACAAACGCCACAUCAACAUGCACGAAACCGAGGGCCAAUUCAAAUGCAACGAAUGUGACAAAGCCUUCCACGCGGACAAGCUACUGCAGGAGCACAUUCGCAUAAAACACGUCGGAGAUCGUCCCUUCAAAUGCAAACUGUGUCCAAACGCGGCCUACGCACGCGCCUCGUCCCUGUACGCCCACGUUAAAAUCAAUCACGAGAAGAAGCAACCCUUCAAGUGUGACAUCUGCUUGCGCACGUUCUACUCCAAAAACUGUCUGGAACGACACAAAAACCGCCACAACGGCAUCAAAACAAGCCAGUGUCCGCACUGUGCGAAGCGUUACGAGUCCAACAACUAUCUCCAGCAGCACAUUGCCCAGCGGCAUCCGGAACGGGCGCACGAUCUGCCCCAGUGCCAGUACUGUGGCGCUCCGUACAGUGCCGACAGUCACUACCGGAAGCACGUGGCGGCGAAGCAUCCGGAGCACUUCGAGGCGUUUGAGCUCUGGUUGAAGGCGAAGCGGAAGGCGAUGGGGCCCGCUUGGCGUAGGUUGAUCUCAAAGAGCUACCAACUCGGCUCGUUGGUAAACAGAUUCUCCCGUUCGACAAGCCCGUGCUGCCGAGGCCGACUUUCUCCGCCCGCUACCAUGUCUUCCGUCGAGGCCCUGCUCCUGUGCCGGGUUUGUGCCAACCCGGCCGACGACUCCGCCAUGUUCCGGCUGUUUGACGACGCGGAUAGGCCGCUGGCGCUGGCGGAGAUCUUCCUGCAGGUGUCCGGAAUCGCCAUCCAGGUCGGGGAUUCGAAACUUCCGAAAAGUUGCUGCCAACGGUGUCGGGACAGGUUGCAGGAGGUGGAAGAUUUGAGGUCGUUGUGCCAGGAAUCGGACCAGAAGUUGCGCAAAAUGAUUGGCAUUACGGUGAAGGAGGAGGAGGACAGUGAGGAACAAAACGGGAAUGAUGUGGAUGCGAUUCCGAAGGUGGAAAUGAACCAGCUGGAUUCGGAUGAUAGCCGGAGUGAAUCAUCGGACGAUGAAAAACCUUUGAAAUCCAGGAAAGCGAAGAGAGAAAGGUCUGAGAGUAGGACGAAAAUGGAGGAAAGAGAUUGCUUUUCAGAGGAUGACCCGGAUGAAGAUCCAGAUUUUAUGGCGAAAAACAGUCCGAAAAAGGUUGGGAGAAAAAGGAGAGAGGAGAUUAUCAGUGAUGAACCUAAAAUCCCGAAAAAGCGCGGUCGGAAACCCAAGAUCCGAGAUCCAGCAUUGGAAGCCAUUCCAAAAGUUUAUAAAAAGCGUGGUCCAAAACCCAAAAAUCGAGAUCCUAACGCAGACCCGGAGGAGGAGAAGGAGCGGAAAAAGAAAGAAAAGAAGGAAAAGGUCCAGCAGGAAUCACUAUGUUGCAUAGUGUGCGGGAAAGUGUACAAAUCUCUGUUUGCCCUGCGAGAACACGAAACAUCCCACUCGAAUGAAAAGCGCUUCAAAUGCGAGAUUUGCUUGAUGGAGUUUGCUCGGCGGAACAACUACAAAUUGCACCUGAAACGGCACGAAACGGAGGGACAGUUCAAAUGCAACGAAUGUGACAAAUCAUUCUACCUGGAAAAGCUGCUCACCCAGCACAUCCAGAUACGGCACCGCGGCGAGCGUCCUUUCGCGUGCAAGUUCUGCCCGAAAACGUAUCCCCGGGCAUCGUCGCUGUUCAUGCACGUCCGAACGAUCCACGAGGGCAUCAAGAAGAAAACGAUGAAGUGCGACAUUUGCAUGCGACAGUUCGUGUGCAAGUACGGCUACGAGCGCCACAUGAACAGCCACAAGGGCAUCAAGUUGAACCAGUGUCCGCACUGUGGCAACAAGUACGAGUUUAAGGCGUACGUACUGCAGCACAUUGCCGAGAAGCAUCCGGAAACGGUGCCGAAUCUCACCCGGUGUCAGUAUUGCGGCGUCGGUUACAGCUCGGACGGAUACUAUCGAAAGCAUAUCGUCAAGCGGCAUGCGGAGCAUUUGGCAGAGUUCGAUGUGUGGAUGAAGGCAAAGCGCGAGGCGUUGAUGUUUCCCGGAAAGCAGGCCAUACCGGUCGUUGACGCCGUUGCCAGUGCGGAACCCACACCGUGUCAGGAAACGGCUGCGUCUUUCCCUGAAAAGACUAGUAUUAAUUAAAUGUAUGGCGUUUUAUUUUGUAAAAGUGAUGUCGAUAAUAAAACCACUGUCUCAAAUUUA
Molecule: messenger RNA, 3096 nt
Organism: Culex quinquefasciatus (southern house mosquito)
Lineage: Eukaryota; Metazoa; Arthropoda; Insecta; Diptera; Culicidae
Product: zinc finger protein 62
Exons: 7
Coding region: 106-3036 (976 amino acids)
Biological process (GO): regulation of DNA-templated transcription
Cellular component (GO): nucleus
Molecular function (GO): RNA polymerase II cis-regulatory region sequence-specific DNA binding; zinc ion binding; DNA-binding transcription factor activity, RNA polymerase II-specific
Source: RefSeq, a predicted model, not a curated record